UAAAAAAAAAGAGACAAAGGGCAGUCAGUACAAGACAUUCAGAGAUAGUUUUCAUACAAUAUUUUCACAUCUUAAACCCAGACUCUGGAAUUGGAAGCAACACGAUGGUUGAUAACUCCAAGGCCGUGGAACACGUCACCAGCUGGUACUCCAGCUUAUACAAUUCCAUUAAACAAACGCCCAUCAAUGUCACUCUUCUGAUUAUAUCGACCAUCGUGUUCUACAAGGUGGCGAGUAUUAGCCGACGUCUGAGUCGACAUCGUAAGGAUCGGGAUCAGGCCAAGGCACCAGGUGCAGCUGACUUCUGUGAGGAUGAUGGCCAGGAGAAAGCGGAUGUGGAUCUUCCGCCCCUGCGGCAGGACUUUACGGUUCCGGAACUUCGGGAAUAUGACGGCACCCGUGCGGAUGGUCGCAUUCUGGUGGCCGUCAACUUUAAUAUUUACGAUGUGUCGCGAUCCGAGCAUUACUAUGGGCGAAAUGGCGUUAAUCCAAACUAUGCCGGUCGGGAUAUUUCGCGGCAUUUGAUCAAUUUACCGGUGAACUUGAAUGCCAGCGAGGAUUUUGAUGAUUUGAGUGACCUCUCAAACGGCCAAAUGAACACUUUGCGGGAGUGGGAACAGCAGUACAAUGAAAAGUACCCGUUUGUUGGAAAACUUAAGGAGGAACCACACAUAAAUUAUACCAACGAGGCGGAUUUGGAGUUGGAUACAGCGGAUUAUAUAUGACUCUCUUUCCGAAUUAUGCGCAUUGAUCCAAUAAUAAUAGUAUCCAUAAUAAAAAUAAUGUAGGCCCAGAAAA
This is a messenger RNA of Drosophila santomea, 798 nucleotides long. Its product is annotated as membrane-associated progesterone receptor component 1. The coding region runs from base 105 to 725 and encodes 206 amino acids. Gene Ontology annotation, cellular component: endomembrane system; membrane. The transcript has a single exon. NCBI's taxonomy places the organism in Eukaryota, Metazoa, Arthropoda, Insecta, Diptera, Drosophilidae. The record is from RefSeq and is a predicted model, not a curated record.